UAUAAAAUAUUAAAAAACGCAAAUAAGUGCUGAGCUCGCAGAUUGCGUAAAAUGCGUCAUAUUUGUAUUGAAUAAUAUAUAAUAACUUAACUGCGUUAUUUUAAAACAAAAGUCAAUUAUGAAGAAACUGCAAAAGUAUUUGCUUUCCUUGACGAUUUUAUCAUGCAGCCUUGCUGUGACAAAUACGAGUCCUUUUAGCGCUCUUGAUGAAAUAUCCGAUUCGGGUGUCGCCCUGGCCAACGCAUCGGAUGAGUCAAGCAGCUCCGUUGAGCAACCUCUGAAGCGGCCCAGCGCUGCGGAUUUCUCGGACGAAGAUGAUGAGGACAACGAGGAUUAUCCACUGUAUACGAAUCUCGUAGGCAGGGAUCCGCAUAGCUGGGAUGUGCUUGUCUUUACGCAGCAAUGGCCUGUGACUACGUGCUAUCAUUGGAGGGAGGAGGAUCCAUCGCACGAGUGCACCCUGCCGCAGAAGAAGGAAUUCUGGACCAUCCACGGCAUCUGGCCGACCAAAAUGGGCCAAUUCGGACCGAACUUCUGCAACAAGUCCGCCGAAUUCGACCCGGAGCUAUUGGAAUCGAUUAUGGAUCGCUUGAAUACCUACUGGUUGGAUCUGGAAGGAGAAGCGUCGCAGGAUUACCUCUGGAAGCACGAAUGGCUGAAGCAUGGCACCUGCGCUGCUGCCCUUGAGGCGCUAAACAACGAGCUGAAGUACUUCGGUCAGGGAUUGAAUUGGCGCGAACAGUACGUCAUGUCCAAGAUCUUGGAUGACUCUGGCAUACAUCCCGACUCGAACAAUACAGUGAUUGCUUUGAACAACGCUUUGGUGCGCGGCCUGGGCAAGAAUCCAUCCAUCCACUGCUUAUACGAUGGCAAACACGGCAUUAGCUACCUAUCGGAGAUACGCAUAUGCUUCAACAAGUCCCUGGAGCUGAUCGAUUGCGAUGGCAUCAAGCUGGGCGAUGUGAUGGCGGUCAGAUAUCCAGGUGGCACCGUGAACACCAAUUGCCACAUCAGCAAUCCUGUCCAUUAUCCUAGCCUGGUGCCGCCACUGCAACGCAAGGGCGAGUGGAAAUUCCCCUUGGUCAACGUCUACAAACUGUUGCAGUUCCUCAUGUGGUUUACACUGUAAAGAACUACCCCAUCCGUCUCUCUACUUUCGAGUAUUUCCUCUGUUUGCAUCAAUUGUUAUAAUCCACAACAAAAAAGAAGCAUAUGAGAUCUUAUUACACUAUUUUUUUUAUAUGUAUACUAUAACUGUAUUAGAAGCAAAAAGCAACCUGAACUUGAGGCUAAAUUUUGAUGAAUCGUGCAAAUCAUAUCA
This is a messenger RNA of Drosophila arizonae, 1321 nucleotides long. It is a transcript of the gene RNaseX25, whose product is annotated as Ribonuclease X25. Lineage: Eukaryota; Metazoa; Arthropoda; Insecta; Diptera; Drosophilidae. The record is from RefSeq and is a predicted model, not a curated record. Gene Ontology annotation, molecular function: RNA binding; ribonuclease T2 activity. Gene Ontology annotation, biological process: RNA catabolic process. Gene Ontology annotation, cellular component: extracellular region.